Messenger RNA from Rhodofomes roseus, 2020 nucleotides. RefSeq names its product FAD dependent oxidoreductase. The coding region runs from base 319 to 1776 and encodes 485 amino acids. The transcript is spliced from 5 exons. Gene Ontology annotation, molecular function: sarcosine oxidase activity; flavin adenine dinucleotide binding. The record is from RefSeq and is a predicted model, not a curated record. Lineage: Eukaryota; Fungi; Basidiomycota; Agaricomycetes; Polyporales; Fomitopsidaceae.
ACUUUCAACUCAUGCAGUCUGUGCGACAGAAACCAAGACUCGUACUGCUCUAUGAAAAAUAGUAGAAGGGCUGUGGGAUGUUAUGAGCCAUGCGAAGUAUCACUGCAAUGGCAUUGGUAGCAUCUCCCGUGACUCCAGCACCCACUGCGCCGCCGCGACAUCUAUAUACACCUCCGUGGACGUUUACAUUAUCUCGGCCCGAGGUUUUCUCUGGGAACGUGCCGCUAAGUAUCUCAGCCAUUCGCCGUCGACUAAGUAUAGGUCGGGCAAGAUGACGAGUGCAACGUGAGUUCUAGUCGCUCAUCAUAUCGAUCUGACAUGGCGACCUCCACGAAACCCAAGGUGAUCGUCGUGGGUGCUGGGAUCUUCGGGCUAAGCACGGCCUACUACCUUGCUGAAGAUGGCUACGAAAUCACAAUCUUUGACCAGCAUCCGUACGAUCGGGGCGACGGCUACAAGCUGAAUCCUGGGUCUACAGCAGCCUCAGUCGACGAGAACAAGAUCUUCAGAGCUUCGUACGGAGACGAGCUCUACUACCAGCGGCUCGCUUACGAGGCGCGAGAGGUAUGGAAGCAAUGGAAUGAGGAGCUGGGUCCAGGGAAAGAGCUGUUCGUCGAGUCGGCGAUGCUGCGGGUCCAACACUCGAGCCACCUCGACGAGCUCGAGAAGAAGACGCUCGCGAAUAUGACCGCGGAGGGCCUACGCGACACGCAGUACAUUCUCUCCAGCGACGACGAUGUCCAGCGCGCGACUGGGAGAGGGUGGGCACACAAGAUGCUGAAGUUUGCUAUUCCGAAGACCGACGGCCAGGAAACGUUCGAGGCCGUGUUGGAUACGACUGCUGGCUAUGUAUACCCGAGCCAGGCAUGCGCGUAUCUCGCGGGAAAGCUGCGGAAGAAGGGGGCGCGAUUCAUUGAGGGCUCCGCAAAAGGCGAGUUUGCUUCGCUUCGGGUGGAAGGCUCAGGAGAAUUGAGGCGAGUCACGGGCAUCCGGACAAAGGACGGGGAGGAACACUCGGCGGACCUCGUUAUCAUGGCCUGUGGCUCGGCGACGCCCAUGCUCGUACCAGAAGUGAGGCGAGUCCUCGAGGCCACAGCAGGGAGCGUGGUCACCGUUCGCUUGCCCCCUCGCGAGGAAGCACCAGAACUGUGGGAUAAGUACGCACACGACAACUGGCCUGUUAUCAUAGGCCACGAUCCGGACCCCACUGGCAAGACUGUUGGCAGCCGAAGUAUUUACUCGUUCCCUCGAACUGAGGAUGGUCUCGUCAAGAUCGGAUACCGUGUCACCAAGUACACGAACUACGUCAAGCUCCCAGGUUCCGACCGUCCGAUCUCCGUACCGCUCCAGCCUGAGGUGGACGAUACCUCAUUACCGAUCAAGUCUGUCGAGGGCAUCAAGACGUUCGUUUCGACGUUCCUUCCCGACCUAGCGCCACUGCCUAUCACCGCGACUAGACUCUGCUUCUACACCGACACCGUCGAUAACUCCUGGCUAAUCGACUACCUUCCCGGGUACAACGACACUCUCUUCAUCUGUACUGGUGGAAGCGGACACGGUGCCAAGUUCACGCCUAUCCUCGGAAAGCAUGUACGCGAUGUCAUUCAGAAGAAGCCCAAAACAGAGCUCACGCACCAUUGGCGGUGGCGCCCGGAGCUACCCCUUGGAAAUGGGUUGGAGGAGGGACCAGAUGGGCCCAGGACCCUCGACAAACAGAAGCGAGCUUCACCAGAAGAUCUACGUCGCGCGGGAUGGUUCGCUGGGUCCCAUCUGUGAUAUUAUCGAUCCUCGUACCUGUACCAUAUACAAGGGAUGAAACGCACAUAUUACUUAUGUCGGACGUAGCAAUGCAGCAAUAUCAAUGUCGGCGUAGAUGUUGGUAUGCAUAGUAAGUCACUGGUAGUCUAGUACACUGAGACUUGUAACAUAACUCUGAAUGUAACUUGAGUAGACAGUAUAUGCAGGAGCAUAGUGUAGGAUGGGCAUUGUUCGAUGGGUAACAAUUGCUCAUUAUCUUCAA